UAAUGCUGCUACACAAUACGUUUAUACAGAUAAACGUAAAAAUUUACGCUUGUCUGAAACUACGAGUUUCACAAAUAGCGAUUGUUGAUAACAUACCCAAUACAUAAACAUAUAACACGUGUGCUUUGAUCGCGAUGUAUUUACAAACACGAAGUUUAUUACGCGCAGACUUUGAUAUUAUCACAGGAACUUUAUAUCACAGGCUAUACAGGUACUUCACUUUUCACAGGUAAUAAUAUCAACUAACAUGUCGGUAUAUGUGUGACAGGUAAACUCAUGUCGCUCUCAAGGUUUAAAGUGUACGAGUGCACAAACUGGAGUAAAGCCCGAAGAACUGCGGCGUGAGGAAAAAACACUACUACGCGUGCGCGUGCCUCGACCAACAGCUCAAGUUAUACGAUUGCAAGAAGGGGAUGAACGAUAUUUCGAGUUCUGCAGUCAAAUAUAUGAUGCUCCAGAACGAGAUGCGAUAUUUUAAAUUGAAUCGGAUCUUAUUACUCAUACUUGGUUUAUGGCCUUAUCAAGAUUCAAAAAGUGCUCGACUUCGAAUAACUUUAAUCUUUAGCAUCCUGAUGAGUUCUAUUCUAUUUCAGCUUCGAGUGUUUAUGACUGAUGACGUUACAUCUAAUUUAAUUAUUAAGGUUCUCUCUGCUACAUUAUGUCACAUUAUCACUGGAAUUCAAUAUAUUUCGUUUUGGAUUAACAUGAAAACUGUAAGGUGGUCAAUAGAGUACUUGCGGCAUAUAUGUAACAAUUUAAAGGACGAGAAUGAAAUCGCCAUCAUAGAAAUUUACAGUCGCAACAUGAGACGUUAUACGCUUGGUCUUACGUUGUUUGGUGUAUGCUGUAUGCUUGUCCUUAUUGUCGGGUCAAUAUUGGGACAGAAUAAUGACAUUUUCUUGUUUACGAAUGGGUCUCGACCAUAUCGUGUAUGGAUGAUAAUCGACUACUUUGUCGAUCGGAAAAAAAAUUUAUGCAUGAUUUUGCUGCACACGAAUGUAACUAUAUGUAUAGGGCUGACCAUAAUAUUAGCAACUGGUACUAUGCUCUUAGGACAUCUCCAAUAUGUCUGCGGAAUGUUUAGUAUCGCCAGUUAUCGUAUCAGCCAAGCGAUAAAUAUCGAUCAGAAAGCUCAAAACGAUAUCAAUCUGAAGAAUGAAAUUAUGAUUUAUAAGGAGAUCAUUUGCGCCGUGGAUAUUCAUCGUAAAGCUAUGGAGUACUCUACGUUUCUCAUAAACAAUUUUGAGGGAACAUUCUUCUUUCUGAUAAUACUCGGCGUCACUUCCUUGAGUUUCAAUCUUUAUCGUAUUUUUCAGAUUACUUCGAUUGAAUAUGAUGUCAAAGAAUUGUUACUGCAUCUAACAUAUCUGAACAUUAUCCUUUUGUAUAUGUUUUUAUCGAACUACAUCGGACAACAAGUUACAGAUCACUAUAAUUAUAUAUUUCUUACUGCAUAUAGCGUUCAAUGGUAUGUGACACCUUUAACUAUACAGAAAUUGUUAGUGCUGCUAUUACAGAGGGGAAACAAGAAUUUCGCCUUAAUUAUCGGUAGAUUGUUUGCAGCAUCUUUAGAAUGUUUUGCUACGUUGUCGAGCGCGUCGAUGUCUUACUUUACCGUUAUGUAUUCUGUACAAUAAUGGAGUUGAGAUUCAACUUCAAUAGCAAAAAGUAGAAAAAAAGGAUAGAACAGAAAACACUUUUUCACUUCGCGCAUUGAAGGUCGCCUUUCAUAGUAUGUCGGAAGUAUAUCAGCAACUGGAGGUCCAAUAACACAAAUAAUAUCUAAUUGCAAGUAAUAGCUGUGAAUGUUUUGUUCACCGAUAGCUUUUGAUAUUAUAGAAGCAAGGAGAUCUCUUAGAAAAUCUGUCUAGUAGAAACGAUAGCUAGAAACGUGGCAUGUAAUAUAGCUUCAAACAUUAAUGACUGCAGAGUACACGCUUGAUUUGAUUACUAAAGUGCUCUCUAUCGUAUCGUGUCACAUUAUCGGCGGAAUUCAAUAUAUUUCGUUUUGGGUUAACAUCAAAACUGUAAGCUGCACCUUUGCUGUGUGCGUUAUAAUGACUCAUAGAGUUUUAAGUAGGACUAUGUAAUUAGUAUAAGCAUGUCCACGUUCUCGCAUUCGAAUUAUAUCUCAAUUGUGCUAAUUCCGAUAUUCUAUACUUUCGUGCAAUUAUCAUCUGUAAUUACCUGUACAAAUCCCUAUUUGUAUAAACCAUGGCUACUGUCAUUAAAAAUAUGUAGAAACGUCACCAAUUGAUAAUAUGACAGGUGAGGUGUUUAUUGGAGUAUAUCUGGCACAUGUGUUUAAAAGACGAGAACGAAAUCGCUAUUAUAGAAAGUUGCAAUCGUAUCACAAGACGUUACACGAUUAGUCUCUUAAGUAAGAUUUUUUUACUCUUAUCACAGGCUGCAAAAUGAAAUAGUUUGUAGAAUAAUUAAUAGCUCGAAAAAUUGAGAUAUAACUAUUCAUACGGCUGCCUCUUUGAACACUUUUAGUGGCCGGCAUACUGUGUGAUUUUUUUUAUUUCUCAAUCAAUAUGGACACAGAAUCCACAACGCACUAUGCAGAUGCUCACCGACUAUCUGACUAAUCGAGAGAAAGAUUUGUGUCUAAUUCUACUGCACAUGUCUGUGAGCGCUUGUAUCACGAUAUAUGUAACAAUAGCGACUGGUACUUUAAUCAUAGGAUACCUCGUGUACACAUGCGGAUUGUUUGACAUCGCAAGUUAUCGUAUGAAGCGAGCAUUCAACACGAGUGAUAAAGAUUACAUCAGCCCGAAAAAUGAGAUUAUGAUUCGGAGGGAGAUCAUUUAUGCUGUGGAUAUACAUCGCAAAGCUAUGGAAUAUAACGUUCGCUGGUAUAUGGCAUCUCUACCAGUGCAGCGGUUG
This is a messenger RNA of Harpegnathos saltator (Jerdon's jumping ant), 2889 nucleotides long. RefSeq lists its product as uncharacterized. The transcript is spliced from 14 exons. Gene Ontology annotation, cellular component: plasma membrane. The record is from RefSeq and is a predicted model, not a curated record. Gene Ontology annotation, biological process: detection of chemical stimulus involved in sensory perception of smell; sensory perception of smell. Gene Ontology annotation, molecular function: odorant binding; olfactory receptor activity. Lineage: Eukaryota; Metazoa; Arthropoda; Insecta; Hymenoptera; Formicidae. Bases 414 to 1637 code for a protein of 407 amino acids.